Messenger RNA from Terrapene triunguis (Three-toed box turtle), 1072 nucleotides. RefSeq names its product galactose-1-phosphate uridylyltransferase (gene GALT). The record is from RefSeq and is a predicted model, not a curated record. Gene Ontology annotation, cellular component: cytoplasm. Gene Ontology annotation, biological process: beta-D-galactose catabolic process via UDP-galactose, Leloir pathway. Lineage: Eukaryota; Metazoa; Chordata; Testudines; Emydidae. The transcript has 8 exons. Gene Ontology annotation, molecular function: zinc ion binding; UDP-glucose:hexose-1-phosphate uridylyltransferase activity. Bases 92 to 1072 code for a protein of 326 amino acids.
UACAACCCCCUGCGGGAUGACUGGGUGCUGGUGUCCGCCCACCGGAUGAGGCGUCCCUGGCAGGGGCAGGUGGAGAAACCCCCGCAAGAGGAUGUCCCUCGCUGUGACUUGUCCAACCCGCUGUGCCCUGGAGCAGCACGAGCCAACGGGGAGCAAGGUCAUGUGCUUCCAUCCUUGGUCUGACCUGACACUGCCGCUCAUGUCGCUGGCAGAGAUCCGGGCAGUGAUUGACAAGUGGGCGGAGCUCACGGUGGAGCUGGGUGCUUCUUAUCCCUGGGUACAGAUAUUUGAGAACAAAGGGGCCAUGAUGGGCUGCUCCAACCCUCACCCUCACUGCCAGGUCUGGGCCAGUAACUUCCUCCCCAACGAAGCCCGGCUGGAGGACCGGACGCAGCGGCAGCACCUCCAGGAGCGCGGCGUGCCCUUGCUGCUGGAGUACGCCCGGCUGGAGGCCCAGAGGAAGGAGCGGCUGGUGGUGGAGAACGCGGACUGGCUGGUGGUGGUCCCCUAUUGGGCCGUGUGGCCUUUCCAGACCCUGCUCCUGCCCCGCCGUCACGUCUGCCGCCUCCAGGAGCUCAGCGACGGCGAGAGAGACAGUCUGGCCUCCAUCAUGAAAAGGCUCCUCACCAAGUACGACAACCUCUUUGAGGUUUCCUUCCCCUACUCGAUGGGCUGGCAUGGCGCCCCCACGGGGCCUCACUUGGGAGCAGACUGUGGGCACUGGCAGCUUCACGCCCACUACUACCCGCCUCUCCUCCGCUCGGCCGCUGUCCGCAAGUUCAUGGUGGGCUACGAGAUGCUGGCGCAGGCUCAGCGGGACCUGACGCCAGAGCAGUGCGGUGAAACUGCCAAGAGCGUGCGACGUGACGAGUGUGAGCGAGGGGCUCCAGCGCUAACCUCCGGCAGCCAGCGAGAGCGGCGGGGCCAGGAGCUCUUUGAAAAAGAGCCACCCCAGAAUGACGGCGUCUGGGGCCUGCUCCAGAAUGAAGCCGCUGCUGGGAAUCCAAAUGACGGUGUCCGAUGGCUGAGAGAAACUGAGAUGACGUUAGGUUGUUACUGUGAGCACCAGUGA